Molecule: messenger RNA, 3530 nt
Organism: Ictidomys tridecemlineatus (thirteen-lined ground squirrel)
Lineage: Eukaryota; Metazoa; Chordata; Mammalia; Rodentia; Sciuridae
Gene: Glis1
Product: GLIS family zinc finger 1
Biological process (GO): regulation of transcription by RNA polymerase II
Cellular component (GO): nucleus
Molecular function (GO): RNA polymerase II cis-regulatory region sequence-specific DNA binding; DNA-binding transcription factor activity, RNA polymerase II-specific
Source: RefSeq, a predicted model, not a curated record
GAGAGUUUGGGGGUCCGGGCCCGUACUCCAGGACGGAUCGUGGGAGGACAGAAGCUCCGGCGAGGAGGGCUCCGGCGAGGAGGGCUCCAGCGCGCGCGCAUGUCGAGAGCGUGAGACUGUGUGGCUGUUAGUGUUGCUGUAUCUGAGCGUGUGAAAGAGUUUGUGUGGCACAUCGCGUCCCCGAGUGCGCACUGACUGGGGUGUGCGGUGUGCGUGGGAGCCGGCGUACACCGGCAUUACUGACUCCGUGAGGGUUUGCGCGCGCGACGGGCUUGUUUUCCUAAUGCGCGCAGGAAUGUGCGUGUCCCGGGGUCCGCGUGAUAGGUUUGCGCAGCGCGGAUGAGCUCCCAUUUUCCGACUACCGUUUUCUGGAUUUGGGGGAAUCACCAGCGAGUCUCAGAGGAUCAGCGACCAGGAUUCCUGAGUGCGCGGUCAGCCGCUUCUGCGCUGAAUUCGGCGCCGCAGCGCCCUGGAGGUGCGCAGCCAUUGACCCACCCGGAGCGAUCUCCGCUGCUUCGCCGUAUCCCUGCUCAGUGACUUCUGUCUCCGCUGGCUCCCUGUCCCCGCUAGAGGACUAUGGACUGGAGCCCUCCGCUUCAAGCCUCAGUUUCACCAUUCGUUCUAAGAGGGCUGGUCGCGGUGGAGGCGGAUUUGGGUGGGAGGACCCAGGGGGCGUCACAGGAAUGCGCGCGUGACUAUGGUCGUCCCCAAGUUUGGGAUCUUGAGAGCCAUUGCUGCUCGGACUAAGAGGCUUGGCAUCAGGAGCCUGGGUGAACCCCACUCGUGCGCCUCGCCCAGGAGCCAUGCAUUGCGAGGUGGCCGAGGUACUUUCAGACAAGAGGCCCAAGGAGGCCCCCGGUGUCCCAGGCCCUGGUCUUGGAGCGCAUAUGGCCUUCAGGGUCACGGUGAGUGGCGGUGGCUGCGUUGAUGGAGGCCCGCGGGACUUGCUACCUCGGCUGCCUGUGCCACCCCAGCGCACCCACGACCUCCUCAGGCCCCGAAGUCCCCGAGACUACAGCUCGUCCAAGGCUGCCUUCACUGGAAAGGUGAAUGGGAGCUAUGGUCACUGCACCCCUGGCUCGGAGAAGGGUCUGCUGGAUCUGGAUCUUGCUGAGGGCCCCAGCCCCACCUGCCACCAGGGACUGUUUCUCCCUGCGGGAAGUCCGCCACCCCGGGGCCGCCCCCCAGCCUGCGAGAGGCUGCUGCAUUUCCCCCACCCUAACAGGUCUCCCAGGCCACAGGCCACAUAUGUGAAUGGCGGCCUCCCAACCACACCACACAUCAAGCAGGAAUCCCUGCCCGAUUACCAGGCCAUGGCCGAAGCCCGCACACCCCUGUUGACUCACUGCCGGGCCCCACCAGCCGCUGGCCUGCACACGGAUCUGGACCUCCCCAGCAGAGGGCUCGCCAACCCUGCACCUUCCUGCUACCUUCUGGGCAGUGAGCCCAGCUCUGGCCUGGGCCCGCAGCCUGAGGCCCACCCUCCUGAGGGCAGCUUGAAGCGCUGCUGCCUCUUGGGCCUACCCCCGACUUCCUCGGCCUCCUCCUCGCCUUGCACCUCCUCUGACGUCACCCCCAUCAUCCGUUCCUCCCAGACAGCUCUGGUCACCUGCGUAAAUGGACUCCGGAGCCCCCCUCUGUCAGGAGACCUGGGGGGUCCUGCCAAGCGGGCCCGGCCCAGCCCUGUGUCCACUGAGAGCCACGAGGGCAGCUUGCAACUUGAAGCCUGCCGGAAGACGGGCUUUCUGAAGCAGGAGCCUGCGGACGAGUUCUCAGAGCUCUUCGGGCCUCACCAGCAGGGCCUGCCGCCUCCCUACCCUUUGCCUCAGUUGCCAGCUGGCCCGGGCCUUACAGGCCUGGGGCUGGGCCUGGCCAGCAGGAUGGUGGCCGGGCGGCAGGCGUGCCGCUGGGUGGACUGCUGUGCAGCCUACGAGCAGCAGGAGGAGCUGGUGCGGCACAUCGAGAAGAGCCACAUCGACCAACGCAAGGGUGAGGACUUCACUUGCUUCUGGGCUGGCUGCGUGCGCCGCUACAAGCCUUUCAACGCCCGCUACAAGCUGCUCAUCCAUAUGAGGGUGCACUCGGGUGAGAAGCCCAACAAGUGCAUGUUUGAAGGCUGCAGCAAAGCCUUCUCGCGCCUGGAGAACCUCAAGAUCCACCUGAGGAGCCACACGGGUGAGAAGCCGUACCUGUGUCAGCACCCCGGCUGUCAGAAGGCGUUCAGCAACUCCAGCGACCGCGCCAAGCACCAGCGCACCCACCUCGACACGAAGCCAUAUGCCUGUCAGAUCCCCGGCUGCUCCAAGCGCUACACGGAUCCCAGCUCCCUCCGCAAGCAUGUGAAAGCCCACUCAGCCAAAGAGCAGCAGGUGCGGAAGAAGCUGAACGCAGGCCCUAAUGCCGAGGCCGAUGUCCUGAGCGAGUGUCUGGCCCUGCACCAGCUUCACACGUCCACACAGCUGGCUGCCAGUGACGGGAAGGGCAGUCGAGCCCUGGGCCAGGAGCUGCUCCCAGGUGUGUAUCCUGGCUCCAUUGCCCCUCAUAAUGGACUUGUUCCAGGCAUCCUGCCCCCCACACAUGAUGUCCCUUCCAGGCACCACCCAUUGGACGUCACCACCAGUUCACACCAUCAUCUGUCCCCUCUACCCACAGCUGACAGUACCAGGGAUGGGUUGGGGCCCAGCCUCCUCUCACCCAUGGUCAGCCCUCUAAAGGGGCUUGGCCCACCACCGCUGCCACCGUCCUCCCAGAGCCAGUCUCCGGGUGGCCAGCCCUUCUCCACGCUCCCCAGCAAGCCGUCCUACCCACCCUUCCAGAGCCCUCCACCCCCGCCCCUGCCCAGCCCACAAGCCCUGCCACAUCCCUCCACAGGCUACCAGGGAAGUUUCCACUCCAUCCAAAAUUGCUUCCCCUAUGGCGACUGCUACCGGACCACAGAGCCUGCAGCCAGUGGGGACGGACUGGCCGGGGAGGCCCACGGUUUUAACCCCCUGCGGCCCAAUGGCUACCCCAGCCUCAGUGCGCCUUUACCUGCCUCAGGCUAUGAGGCCCUGGCUGAGGCCCCAUGCCCCACAGCGCUGCCACUGCAGCCAUCUGAAGACGUGGUGCCCAGCGGCCCUGAGGACUGUGGCUUCUUCCCCAAUGGGGCCUUCGACCACUGCCUGAGUCACAUCCCUUCCAUCUACACGGACACCUGAAGAAGGCCCCGCCGCCAUUCCGCAGAUGCUGCUGCUUCCGCCUGCCGUGGUCUGCCACCCUCCCUGCCCCAGGCCAGAGCAGCCAGGUGCCCACGCAGGUGCUGGGUGCUAUGGCAGCCACCCAGCGCCCCCCAUGGGGGUGCUGUCUGGGCUCAGAGGUGCCCACCAAGGGUCAUGGCCCUGUGACAGUCCCUGGAUUGUGUCUUCCUGUUUCUCCUACGGUUUUGAAAUCACAGACCUCGUGUAUAUAAAGUGUACAGACUUAUUUCCCAUUACCAUGCCAGUUUUAUAUUUUUGGUUUUACAAGAAAAACAUUAAAAACUGGAAACAAGA